Molecule: messenger RNA, 2220 nt
Organism: Cimex lectularius (bed bug)
Lineage: Eukaryota; Metazoa; Arthropoda; Insecta; Hemiptera; Cimicidae
Gene: Pka-R2
Product: cAMP-dependent protein kinase type II regulatory subunit
Exons: 8
Coding region: 370-1515 (381 amino acids)
Biological process (GO): regulation of protein phosphorylation
Cellular component (GO): cAMP-dependent protein kinase complex
Molecular function (GO): cAMP-dependent protein kinase regulator activity
Source: RefSeq, a predicted model, not a curated record
GAUCAAGUCCUCACCGGAUCUGCAGACCGAAGGGAGCCAUCAUCGGAGUCAAUCAGUCAAUUUGUUUAAAGCGGUUUUCUUGUCGGAUUCUGGGUCCCGGUAUCGCUCCGAGUCUCGAAUUUAAUGUGAACCGUCGUCGGCUCGGCUGAGACCCUUUUAUGUAGUUGGUAGUCGAUCGGGAGACGAGUUGUUUUUUUUUAUUUGACCCUCGCCGUCGGACCGAGAGCGGAGGAAACGAUCAAGAGAAAGAGAGAAAAGACGAAGAUCCAGCUCGGAAACGGUUCGAAUCGGCUUCACGGGCACGAUCUCAUCCGGCGUCGAGCCUCAAACCUUAUCUCAGCAUCUGUAAGGUGAGAAAUCCCCCCCGAGAUGAACCGCCAGGCCGGCAACAAAAUCAACGUUCCCGAAGACUUCCGUAGCAUAUUGUUGGAGUUCACUGUCAAUUUCCUCCUCGAACAGCCGACCGACGUUAUCGAGUUCGCCAUACAACAUUUUAACCAGUUGAAAAUCAAAAGAGACCAGAGCACUGCCCUCAAACCGACGUCCCAAGACGAAAGCGCUUCCACAGACGACGAAGAUGAUUUGCCUCCAAAAAAAUUCAAUUCCAGAAGAAAAUCGGUGUUUGCUGAAGCUUAUGAUCCUGAGGACGACGACGACGAUGGAGCAGCUCCCCAAAUUUAUCCUAAAUCUGAUGAGCAGCGACAGCGUUUAGCAGAAAAUGUGCGCAAUAUACUCCUUUUCAGAUCGCUCGAUCAGGAACAAAUGAAUGAAGUUUUAGACGCAAUGUUUGAAAAAACUGUAAAAAAAGAUGAUGUCGUCAUCAAACAAGGAGAUGAUGGAGACAAUUUUUAUGUUAUUGAGAGCGGAACAUACCAAGCAUUCGUCAAAGGGGAAGGCAAUCAAGAUAAACUGAUCCAUACAUACAAUAACAGUGGAAGUUUUGGAGAAUUAGCUUUACUAUAUAAUAUGCCUCGAGCCGCCACUAUUGUGGCUGCUUCUGAAGGUUCACUGUGGGCUAUGGAUAGACAGACCUUCCGUAGGAUUGUACUCAAAAGCGCUUUUAAGAAGAGGAAAAUGUAUGAAGCUCUUAUUGACUGCGUGCCAAUGUUGAAAACCUUGCAGCCUUAUGAAAGAAUGAACCUUGCUGAUGCUCUUAUCCCCAAAUCUUACAAUGAUGGUGAAUGUAUAAUUCGUCAGUACGAUGCAGCUGAUGGGAUGUAUUUCGUUGAGGAUGGGAAAGCACAGAUAUCUAUGCUCGGUGAAAAUAACAAAGAAGUACCAAUUAAAACCAUAGAGAAAGGUGAUUACUUUGGAGAAUUGGCAUUAGUUACCCAUAGGCCUAGAGCAGCUUCAGCUUAUGCUAUAGGUCAUGUAAAAGUUGCUUUCCUGGAUGUGGAAGCUUUUGAACGUCUGUUAGGACCUUGUAUGGAACUAAUGAAACGGAACAUUGAUGACUAUGAAACGCAGAUUGAAAAAAUAUUUGGAGCUAAAAUCAACAUGGAUGAUGUCCGAUGAAGACCUUAAUACUAAUAAAUCCACCAGCAUAAGUUCUGUUUAUUUAGCUAAACUAAAAAUUUCAAAUAAUUCUAGAACACAUAAAUCAUACAUCAGUUCAAUGUGCUCCAAGCGACAAAUUUCAAGGUGUGUCUGUUUUGUGGCCAAGGUAAGCAAAUAGUAAUUUUUAAAACGUAAUGUGAACAUUGUCGUGGAUUANUAUAUAUAUGUGCGCUACCUUAUUAAAUGUGUAAUUUGUUGACAUUUCUAAGUACAUAUCCUCUUCAUCAUAAAAAAUAAUUAUUAUACAGGAUAAAUAUACAUUUACAAACUAUGCCUUAAUUUCAUGUUUGUAUUGUAUACCAUCUGUUUUACUUUUGUAGCUGAAUAUAUUUAAAAAUUUUACGAUUUAUUUUUUCUCUUAAGCUGGUGGCAAACAAAAUACACUGUUUUAAAUAUUGUUAAAGAUUUAUUUUAUUUUUAUGCUGAAAUUGUUGGUUAAAAUUUUUUAUGAUAAAGCAGGGUUCGUGGUAGUUGAAAUAUGUUUCGUGAACACUAUAUGGUUUUGGUAGAAGUUAAUAAUGAUUUUUUCUGAGUCAAAAUUCAAUCCAAGCGGUCCAAAAUAUGUUUUACAAUUUAAUUUUGCGUUUAGUAAUGUUAAUACACAAUUUUUGAGCAUUUGCCAAAUGUGAAAUGAAUAAAAAUAUAAAAUAUUGUUGUCAUGGA